AUGUCUAGCUACUAUGGUCAGGAUAGCAAUAUGUUGGUGCUUCUGCAGAAGAUAUCCUUUGUCUUCACGGAGAAGAUCAAGGAGAUCAUGACACUGAAGAUGUUAUUCUCAAAUCCUGCAGUUUUUAUCAAUAAUCGCGCCACUGAAUCGGCCAAUUUGCUGAACUCCUGGAAGAAGGCUUACAUCGAUACUAGGACAUUCAUUGAGGUGUCCAACAUUAGUUCCCGCUGGGAGUUCGAUAGGAGCCUUUUGUUCCAGGACGUUGAUCAUAUUGCACAUAUAAGUCAGGACAUUGCAGAGAUAUCUCGGAUAUUUAUUGAAUUUGAGAAUAUGUUCAAUGCUCGUCUCAAAUCAAUUAUUACAGACCCCGAGGAGGUGGACAAUAUCAUGAAACGUGUAUACAGCCUCAUUGAUUUGAUUGUCCAAAUUGACUAUGAUGUCUUUCGCAGUGGCAAUCUCGAGAAUUGGAUGGCCACUCUGGAUCUGUUUAGGAGGAAAAUUCAGAUGUGUGAGACUCAGGGAAAAUUUGUGCUAGAUAACUGUAUCGAUUCCCUGCGUUCUGCAGAAUUUGGCCUGGAAUUGAUUGCAGACCUUCCCACUAUCGAAACCCGAAAUAUUUUUAUAGAACACAUGCAGAGGAAGUACGAGAGUGUCCUAAAGAAAUUUCUCAGUGAAAUCACUUUGGUUGAAAAUGAAUUUGUGAAAAAUAUAUCCAGUCCACCACUCUUGAGGGAACAGCCUCACUGUGCAGGAACAAUAAUCUGGGAGAGAUUGCUAUAUCAACAUUUGCGGAAGUCCGUGGUGGCAUUUCAGUUGAUUGAGGCAGAUCCAAAAGUGGCAAAGACAUACUUAAGUCAGAUUGCAAUGACACAGUACUUUGAACUGACACAGAAAAUGUUGAACUACGAAAAGCAAUUCUUCAGCCAAUUCGAACAGAAAGCCAUUUACACCGUAAACAGAAUUUUGCAAGGGAAUAUUCUGAAACUGGAGUUUAUUGAUUCUACUCACUUCGCUCAGAGAUCAAUCAAUAAGUUCGACGAGAGGCAGACAUUCACUUUGAAAAAACGUCGUGUGAUUAAUACAAAGUCAAAGGCAAUCAGAAAGUUCAUCUCAACAGCAAACACACUGAAAUGGCUCUUUUGUCGUCCUGAAGCAUCAAAUUUGGAUUUAGUGAAAGCCAAUGAAUACAUUAAGGGGGCGUAUAAAGAUGUAAAGUGCCAUUCGCAAGUAAAAGAGGCAAAAUUUCUAAUAACAGCAACGAAUCAAGUGAAAAUUCCAACUUGGACUGAAGUAAUUGGGAAUGAAAUUCUCGUAAAAUUUAAUGUGAAAUUCACAGUGAAUUUUUCACAUGACAUUUUCAACGUUAUUGCCGAGGGCCAUCAAUUUGAAUAUUUGGACUAUAAAAUGAAGCCCGUAAUACGGAUGGCAAUUAUGAGAAAAGACACCCUCUAUCUCGAUCUGAUUGCUGUUCGUGGUAUUAUUAGGAGGUACAAUGAAAUCAUCGAAAAGCUCUCGAUAGCUGAGAUAUUUUUCCUGAAGGAUCUUCUACAUGAAAUAGAAUCAAUUAUUCAAGCUGGACUUGGCAGAUAUACGUGGCAGGCAUUUAAUAUUACCACUUAUUGCGCCCGAUGUAAAAUGCUCCUGAAACAUUUGUCAGCCGUUGUACUGCAAAUCCACUAUAUUGCCAAUGAUGUAAAAGAACGAGUGUCGCGUAUUGAAAAUUUCUCCUUGAUGAUUCUGGGAAAUGAGAUAUUUGGACGUGGUGAGGCAGGGCAUGAAAUGCGAAAAAGCUCAUUACGGAAGUUCAGCAAGGAGUUCACCACUCGUAAAUCUUCAAAACGUGACUCACGUGUAACGAUUGUGGGGCAAAAUUCAAUUUUGCCCUGUCACGAGUACUUUCGUGAACUCAAUAAUCGACGCAAUGAAAAAAUGAAUAUACUCCAGCGUCAAUAUGAAUCAAUUGGGCCACAGUUGAUAAAACUAGAAUCCUUGGUACUUGGAACAUAUACAGGUGACUCAGAGAAGAUGUGUGAAUACUAUGAACACUGGCAGUGUGAAAUAUUUCGUGCUCUUGUGAAAUUCACCCAGAAUAAUCUCAAUCAAUUUGUGACGGUGCUCGGUGAUGAGCCAAUUUUUCAAGUAGAUGCUACACUAUCAAUAACGGAAAUUAUUUUGCGACCAACCGCUAAGGAGAUUUACAACAUUGUCCUGCACUCGGCAAAUGAUUUUCUCAAUCGCACCAAGACAUUUACAAGAUGGAUGCAGGGUAGUUGCAUCCCAUGCUCAUCUUCGGUUAAAGUAGAGCACAACACUGCAGGUGGAAAUUGUCUCGAUGCACCUCCAGAUGCACCACCCAGUGUUUCCUUCUUCGAGGACAUCAUACAGAAUCCGGCCAUUGGAAACUCAAUCAGGCAGAUUGAAAAUAUUAUUGCACAAUCAAUUGCAGACAUCAAGAAGUACUUAACACGUUGGAAAAAAUACAAAAGUUUGUGGAUGUUCGAUAAGGCGGCAAUAUGUGAGAAGUUUUUAAAUAAAGGAAUGCCAUUGAUUCGAUUAGAUGAGAAAUUUCUCUUCUACAUGCAAAUUGUUUCGGAUCUUUCAAAGCAUAACCCCUAUUACGAUGUUAAAGCGAUUAGAAUUAACCUUCGUCCAUUAAUAGACAGCAUUAAGAGUCAUGCAAUAGAAUGGAAAAAUACUCUUGGAAAUAUUCUAGCUGAACGUACUCGUAAUAAUAUGUUUCAACUGAGGAAUCAAAUUAAGAUGCUUAAGCGUGAUUUAGAUCGCAAUAUAAAUGGUUUGGUGGAUUUUAAGACAGUAAUGCAGACAAUUAGCAUCAUCCAAUCCACAACACUAACGGUGGAAAUUCAAGUGAAAGAAAUGCAGGAGAUUUUUAGCAUCUUGGAAGAGCACUGCAUUAGAUUUUCCUUUACCGAUAUGCUAAUGUCGUAUGAAUUGGAGAAGAGAUGGAAAAAACUGUAUAAAUCAUCACUAUAUCGUUCAGCUACAUUGGAAAUGGUUAAAGUGAAAUUUGCAGCUCUCACAUCAGUGGAAAUUAGCUCGUUUACGCUAAAUUUGGAUGAAUUCAUUAAAAAGUUUAACGACAUGGGGCCAGGUUCUGUUGGUGACGACAUGAAUCAAGGACUUGAGUUGAUGGAUACAUUUGACUCUCUCUUUGACACAUACGACGCACAAAGAUUAGAACUAGUGAAUGCUGAAAAACUUUUCGAUAUGCCACUAACAGACUACACGGAAUUUUUACAUGCAAAGAAGGAUUUUGAAAAUUUGAGAAUGAUUUACAAAUUAUAUCGCCAUCAGCGGAAUGCAAAGGAGAAUUGGUCAAAAACGAUGUGGAAUCACAUGAAUCCUAAUACGUUGACAAAUGGUAUGGAGAAUUAUAUGCAAGAGUUUCGAAUGUGGCCACAGAAGAUACAAGAAAUUCCGGUGGCACAGACACUAAGGAGGAAGAUGGAGCACUUCAAGGAGUCCAUACCACUAAUGCUGGCGCUCAAGAAUGACGCCUUAAGACGACGACACUGGCAACGUCUUAUGACUGAGACAAAUUGCAUGUUUGACCAUGAAAGUGGGGAAAAAGUUCUUCUUGAGAAUAUCUUUGCCAUGAAACUCUACAAGCACCGGGACACAGUCAAUGAGAUACUAGCUACGGCUGUUAAGGAACUUUCCAUUGAAAAUGCUAUGCUUAUCAUUGAGACAACAUGGAAUGAAAUGUCCUUUACUGUCAUUGAACACUUCAAAGAUGGACAGCAGAGAGGAUUCAUCCUGGGAAAUAUAGACUACAUCACUCAAGCUCUGGAGGAUAAUUUUGUGAAGCUCCAAUCAAUGUCAUUCUCACCGGUUAUUAGUCCAUUCCUGAGUGAUGUCAAAGAGUGGGAGAAGAAAUUGUCUCUGGUAUCUGAAAUUAUUGAUGCCUGGAUUAGUGUCCAAAGCAAAUGGAUGUAUUUAGAAGGAAUCUUCAUUGGGACAAAUAUUAGAGAUGAAUUGUGCAAUGAAGCACAGAAAUUCGACAGUAUCGACAGAAGUUAUCAAGAGAUUAUGCAAAACUGUGCUGAAAAGCUAAAAGUGAUUCCCAUGUGCAUGGUGUCAAAUCGAUUGGAAAAAUUUAAGAGGCUCAACGUGGGAAUGGAAGAGUGUCAGAAGGCACUGGAUGACUUUUUGGAGAAAAAACGCCAAAAAUUCCCACGAUUCUAUUUUAUAUCAUCGGAUGAAUUGCUAUCAAUUCUGGGCCGUACACGAGAAAAUCCACUAACCAUUGAGUGUCACAUAAUAAAAAUGUUCGACAAUGUUAGAGCACUGAAAAUCUCUCAGUUAGAUGAUGCAUCAACCGGUAGCCAGCAGCACCUGACAUCUUCCUCUGGCUCUCAAUUCCAAUCGACAGAAUCCAAGUUGAGGCGGGAGCUAAUGUCUGUGGUGGGAAUGAUAGCUGAGAAUGGUGAACUGCUCAACUUCCGGAAUUCUGUGGACCUUAAUGGUGGUGUGGAAGAAUGGAUGAACACUAUACUGAGCGAGAUGCAAUUGUCAAAUCGAUACAUAUCUAAGAAGGCAAUUUAUGACUUUGGCAUCCACAAAGAGUGCUCCAGGCAUUCUUGGAUCCAGUCCUAUCCCACCAUGGUUGUUGUUGUGGCGAAUCAAAUUUGGUGGACGGCACAAGUGGAAGAGGUUUUUGCUAAGAUUGAAGGAGGCAAUAGGGAUGCCAUGAAAGAGUAUCUGGAGACCCAUAAUACCCAACUGGAGGCAAUAGUAGCUUUGAUAAGGGGUGAAUUGACACCACGUGAACGUCACAAGUUGAAAAUUCUCACGAUAAUUGAUAUUCAUGCUCGUGACACCAUUGACGGCUUCGUCCAGGAUGGCGUGUGCGACAGUCAGGAGUUUAAGUGGGAGCGUCAAUUGCGCUUCUACUGGCUCAAAGAGUUCGAUAAUAUUGUCGUUGUUCAGUGCGGUGGACGUUUCAUGUAUGGCUACGAGUAUGUCGGCCUCACUAGCCGAUUAGUAAUGACUCCACAGACAGAUCGGAUUUACUUGGCCAUCACCCAGGCACUUACGUUGAAUUUGAGUGUGGCAUUGGAGGGUGGAGCUGGUACGGGUAAAACGGAAAUUAUCAAGGAUUUGGCGAAAACGAUGGCGUUGCUGUGUGUCGUAACAAAUUGUGGCCAUGGUCUCGAUUAUCCUGCAUUUACAGCCAUCCUGUGUGGAUUGGUGCAGUGUGGUGUAUGGGGAUGCUUCGAUGAAUUCAAUCGCAUUGACAUCGCCCUACUCAAUGUACUAUCAACCAGACUGCAAGCAAUUAGAAGUGCAUUAGUUAUGAAGACCUUUCACUUGAUUUUUGACAACCGCGAAAUUCAAUUGGACAGAAAAGUUGGUAUCUUCGUGACCAUCCAUCCAGCCUAUUUGGGUCGCAUUGAGCUCUCGCAAUCAAUUAAGUCCCUUUUUCGGCCAGUAACGUGCUUGGCACCGGAUUACGAGGCUAUCUGUCUGAUUUCCCUGAUUUCUGACGGCUUCACCACGGCCAAAUUGCUGGCUCGCAAGAUGACGACGCUGUAUAAAUUAGCACGGAGUCAGCUCUCGCGUCAGAAUCAUUAUGACUGGGGUAUCCGGUCACUGAUGACCAUCCUGCGGCAGGUUGGUGAGAUGAAACGCCAUCAUCCGGAUAGUUGUGUUGAGUCAACAAUUGUCGUACGGGUAUUGCGUGAUGUAAACUUCAUCAAACUGAUACCGGAUGAUGUGAGAAUUUUUCUAAAUUUAAUCAAGGAUCUAUUUCCGGGUGAGAGUAUGGAGAGCCAGUGUGGUGACAUACAAAUCAACAAUGCCAUUACUGCUAGCUAUCAGGCACUCAAAUAUACACUGGUGGGAGAACAGGAAAUUAAAGUACGGCAACUUUGGGAAACAAUCACAAGUCAUCAUAGUGUGAUGCUCCUGGGUGGUUCUGGUGGUGGAAAGAGUACUGUACUGAAGGUACUUCUCCAGGCACUCAAUUGUCACCUGAAUUGGACCACAAAGUCCAUUACGUUGAAUCCAAAGGCGUACACAAUUGCUGAACUAUAUGGAUAUUUUGCAUUGGACCGUUGGCACGAUGGUCUCAUCUCCAAGAUAUUCCGUGAGAUAAAUACGUGCGGGAUGAGGAUGAACGAACGUAGAUUUAUCUGUUUCGAUGGAGAUGUUGAUCCACAUUGGAUAGAGAAUAUGAACAGUGUGUUGGAUAACAAUAAAUUACUUAUUCUCACAAAUGGUGAACGUAUCCAACUCCAGAAUCACUGUACGUUGCUCUUUGAAAUUGGUCAUCUAAAAUAUGCCAGUCCAGCAACAAUUUCACGUUGUGCUGUGAUUUAUAUUGAUCCUAUAAAUCUGGGCUUUGUGCCAUAUUGGCGGAAAUGGGUGGACGAAUAUGAAAAUAAUGGGGAAAAGCAACAAUUAAUAAAACUCUUUGACCGAUACAUCGUGCCAACAUUGAAAAUUCUCAACCAAAGUCCAUCUUCAUUGCACGAUGCUCAGGAGGACACAGCUAACAUCUCAAUGGUCAUUGAGAGGAGUGACUUGAGCCUGGUGAUACAGUUCUGUGACAUACUUUCCACCUUCUGUCCCACCACUUCAUCCUACACCGCAGAUGUUCUUGAGUGUCACUUCAUAUGCUGCCUCUAUCUCUCCUUGGGUGCCACAGUUGUUGAGGGCCAUCGAGAGAAAUUUGACCAAUUUGUCAAAAUGAAAAUCAAUAGAAACACCUUCGUUGACACAAAGGAAAAUCCCGCAAAUGCCACACAAGUGCCCAUCGGCAGGAAGACCCUCUAUGACUAUUUCUUUGAUCCUGAGAAAAAUUUAUGGAUCGCUUGGGAGUGGAUUGUUCCAGAAUUUACCCUCAAAAUGGAAUGCAUUAAGAGGUUUCAGGAUAUCCUUGUGCCAACUGUCGACACCAUUCAAAUUGAUUAUCUCUUCAGUCGCAUAAAUAAAAUUAAUCGACCCAUUGUGGUGAUUGGUGACGUUGGAACGGCAAAAACUACCCUCAUUAAUAAUUUUCUCAUGCAGCAGGAUUGCAAAAAAUACGUGAGACUCAAUUUAAAUUUUUCAUAUCGAACCAAAUCAGUCGAUGUGCAGAGUGCCAUUGAGGGAAUGAUAGAGAAACGCACAAAGUUCAUAUAUGGACCAGCAGCGGGAAAAAACGUAUCGGUGUUCAUUGAUGACAUGAAUAUGCCGCAUGUUGAUGAGUAUGGGAGUCAGGAGCCAAUUGCACUUCUGAAGCAGCUAUUUGAAUUUGUAGGACUCUUUGACCGUGUCAAUGAUCUUCGAUGGAAAUUUAUUCGUGACUUAAGUUUCUAUGCAGCGAUGGGAAGUCCUGGAGGAGGACGAAAUGACAUUGAUCGGCGAUUCCUCUCAAAAUUCUUUAUUCUCUACAUCCCACCACCCAGUGACCUCAUCCUCAAAUACAUCUAUACCUCCAUCCUCCGAGGGCACUUUGCUGAAUUCACUCCAGCCAUACAGCUCAUCACUGACGUCAUUAUUCAAAUGACACUGAAUCUCUUAAGGUUAAUUCGUCAAGAUCUACCCCCUACCCCAGGGCGUUUUCACUAUAUCUUCAACAUGAAGGAUAUAUCCCGGAUUUGCAAUGGGAUUCUGCUCGCUCAACCGGAUUUGUUCAAGGAAUCACGCCAAGUUAUAAGACUCUGGCGCAAUGAAUUUACUAGAGUCGUAGCUGACCGUUUUAUAUCCAAAAAGGAUGAAAAUAUAUUUACAAAGCACCUCACAAGUCAAGUUGAACACUAUUUUCCGCCAGUUCCAUGCGAAAGUGUUCCGGGAACAGGAAGAGAGGGUGGUGAGAUGCACCUCAGACAAAUGGGUGACACUUCAUCAACUGUACAUUCGUCUGAUGAAGGUGGUGACAAUAGGUUACCAUUGAAUCAGGAGCUGACAAAAGAUAUACCAAUGCAUGAAUAUAUUCUUCGAGAUCCACUUCUCUUUGGUGAUUAUCGCAAUACAGUGAAUGAUACUAAACAGAGGUACUACGAAGACCUCCUUGACUACGAAGCCAUUUACUUCCUCUUCCAAGAGAUCCUCGAUGAGUACCAACAGCAGAAUCGACUGAGAAAAUUGGAUUUGGUACUCUUUGAGGACUGCCUUGAGCAUUUAACACGGCUCCAUCGUCUUUUGCGAAUGAAUAGGGGCCAUGCGACACUUGUAGGUCUUGAUGGCUUUGGGAGGCAGAGUAUGGCCAAAUUGGCAGCUUUUGCAGCCGAAUGUGAUUUAUUCAAGAUUGUUAUCAACCGCAACUACUCUGAGGUCACAUUCCGAAGUGAUUUAAAGCGACUUUACCACCAAUUGGCCACCAAGGGGAACAAGACAGUCUUUAUCCUGUCGGAAAAUGAGAUUCUUGAUGACACAUUCCUUGAGCAUGUUCACAAUAUUCUAACAACUGGCAAUAUUCCAACGUUGUUUAGUGAGGAUGAAAAAAAUGUGCUAAUUGGAUAUCAUCAACAAGUUGAACAACAGUCCGAUUAUCAAGCGGUUCGUCGAGAGCUUUGGUCAAAGUUCCUGGAGAGAUGCAUGGAUAAUUUGCACUUUGUCCUUUGUAUGUCACCUGUUGGUGACAAAUUCAGAAGGCGAUGUAGAUAUUUUCCAAGUUUAAUUGGAAAUACCACAAUCAAUUGGAUUUUUCCCUGGCCAGAACAAGCACUCUUCACAGUUGCACGAGUUUUUCUUGCUGAACAUCCUCAGAUUCCUGAAAUACACCGAGAGAAUAUAAUAACACACGUUGUUCAUGUCCAGAAGACAAUUGUACAUUAUGCAAGAGAGUAUCUCAAGAAGUUUCACCGAAGAUUCUAUGUGACUCCGAAACAUUAUUUGAAUUUUUUGCAUAUGUUUCUCAAUUUAAUUGAAAAACAUCAAUUGUCUAUGACGAAUCAGCACAAUAAACUUUUGGAGGGUAUAAAUCGAGUGACAGAAGCUGUUGAGCAAAUAGACCAAUUGAAAAUGAUGGUGGAGGAGCAGAAGAAGAAUGUUGUAGCCUCGACGGAGAAAUGUGCAUCAGUGCAGAGAAAUAUCGAAGAUUUGAAGGAGAAGAUAAAUUUGAAACAAACUGAAAUAUCAUUGAAAUCAAUUGAUGUAAAAGAAAGGACAAAACAAAUUGAAUUGGAAAAAAUAACAGCAGAGGAAGUUUUAAUGGCUGCAAUUCCAUUAUUGGAGAAGGCACGUCUAGCCCUUGGUGAUCUUGAGAAAUCAGAUAUAACGGAAAUCAGAAGUUUUGCUACACCGCCGGAAGCGGUUCAGGUGCUGUGCGAGUGUCUUUUAAUAUUGAAAGGCGCCAAAGAUGUUUCUUGGAAGGCAGCCAGGACAGUUAUGGCUGAGGCAGACUUCUUGAAGAACUUGCAAGAGAUGAAUUGUGACACAAUUAGUCAGAAACAAUUGACAGCAGUGAAAAAUCAUAUGAAGAAAACCACCAAAAUGGAAGACAUGAAGGCGAUAUCGAAGACAGGAUAUGGAUUGCUCCAGUUCCUUAAGGCUGUAAUUCAAUACUGUGAGAUACUGAGGGAGGUGAAACCCAUGCAGGAGAGAGUUAAGAAAUUAGAGCAGGAGCUGUCUGAUGAGGUGGCAAUGGUAGAUGGUAUGAAGGACCAAGUAAAAUUGACUCAAGACGAAUUGACCAAUUACUCAACCCAAUAUCAAACACUAAUCGACGAGAAGCAAAUACUGCAAGAAAUGCUGGAACAAGGAGAAAGACGAUUAUUCACAUCUGAUAGACUGAUGAUCGGCUUAAAGUCUCAACUGGAGAAAUGGUCAAGUGAUUUAAAUAAGUUAGAAGUGGAUAAAUCGAAAGUUGUUGGCAAUUGUUUGCUCUCAGCAUCGUUUUUGUCCUAUGCUGGACCUUUUUCUUUCAACUUUCGCAAAUCUAUCGUGUAUGACGAUUGGUACUUGGAUAUACUUGCCAAGGAGAUUCCCAUCAAUACUCCAUUUAAAAUCCAAAAUUUCCUUUUAACGGAUGACAGCGAUAUAAUUUUAUGGACCAGAGAGGGUCUACCAAAUGAUGAUUUCUCUCAACAAAAUGCAAUUCUCACACUCUAUUCAAUGCACUUUCCAUUGUGCAUUGAUCCACAGCAACAAGCAUUGGAGUGGAUAAAGUCCAUGGAGGAGAAAAAUGAUGUUAAAGUCACAAAUUUUGGUGACACAAAUUUUCUAGAGUACCUCGAGGGUGCGAUUGAAUGUGGUCGACCAAUUGUAUUCGAGGACAUCGAUGACUAUGUGGAUUUGAUAAUUGAAAAUGUUCUGGUGAAGAAUAUUAUUGAGCAUGAGGAUGGACAUCAAUUUGUCAUGGUGGGCAAUCGUCAAGUGACUUUCAAUGUGAACUUUCGACUCUAUCUGGUGACAAAGAUGUCCAAUCCACAUUUAUCAUCGGUAAUAUUCAGCAAGGCGAGCGUUAUCAAUUUCACAAUGAUUCACAGUGGACUGGAACAGAAAUUGCUCACGAUAUCUGUGUCCAUGGAGCGUCCCGAUGUCGAGGAGGAGCUUGAUGGACUGGCCAGUGAAAUUGUGGCAAAGAGGCAGCUGCUGAGGGAGCAAGAAAUAUUCAUUCUGCAUGAAUUAUCCACUACAAUGGGCAACAUACUCGACAAUAUUGAUCUAAUCACAACCCUCGAGACAUCCAAUGCCAAAUAUGUGGACAUUUGCCAGCAUCUCCACGAUGUAGCCCGUAUGAUGGAGAACAAUGAUAGAAUGCGCAGCCAGUAUCGUGAUAUUGCUAGCUAUGGUGCAUGCAUAUUCCUUGCAAUGUCUGAUAUGGCAAAAGUUAAUCAAAUAUAUCAGUAUUCAUUGGGGACUUUUAUCAACCUCUUCCGUCAAGCACUCAAGACAGCUCCCGAAGAAGUCACCUUCGAGACUAAAGUUGCCAUCAUCAAAAAUAAUCUCCUGAGGAAUACCUACAAUUGGUGCAGUAUUGGAAUUUUUCAGCGAGAUCAAUUGCUCUUCACAUUCGGCAUAGUGCUCAAAUUGAGUGUUCAGCGAGGUGAUUUGCAUCAACGUCAAAUUGAUUUUCUUUUUGGUGGUUCAUCCAUGAACACCAACCAAACGGAUGACGAUAGCUCUGAUAGGAGAUACGAUGGUUGGGAUGAACCAGUGGCCCAAUUAAAAUUCAUGACAGUGAAUGGAAUGGCUGAUGCACAGAGGUUGAUGAAAGAAUUCCCAGAGAAAUUUUCCACGCUUGUGGCAAAUAUUGAAAUGCAGUGUGAUUUGUGGGAAGAGUGGUGCUACUCAGAUGCACCUGAAGAUUUAUCCGUUCCAUUGAUGCCGCAUUUGAAUAAUUUUGAGAAAUUAAUGGUAUUGCGAUGCUUCAGACGAGAUCGUCUCUAUCGAGCCAUCCACAAGUUUGUUAUCAGUGAACUUGGGGAGGAAUUUGUGGCACCCAUUGUACUAAAUUAUCGCGAAAUCUAUGCCAGAACUUCCUCAUCUAUUCCGGUAAUUUUUGUGGUUGGUCCAGGCACAAAUCCAACUGAGGAUAUUGUGAGGUUCUCAACGACACCGGAACAAGUGCGGAUGAUCUCACUGGGAGAGGGUCAGGAGACGACAGCAUGGAAAAUGCUGGAGGAAUGUGCUGAAAAUGGACAGUGGCUUUUGUAUGAAAAUGCCCACAAUCUGCCGAAAUUUAUGAGGCAUGUUGAACAACAUUUCCAUCAAGCAUGGGAUGCUGAUGAGAACUUCCGUCUAUGGAUAACAAUGAGCGAAAGUGAUGCAUUUCCCCCAGGAUUGCUGGAGAAAUCUGUGAAAAUUGUCACGGAAAUCCCAAAGGGACUCAAGUACAAUCUCAAAUCUACCAUCAGUCGAAUUGAAUUUGAGACACUUGAAGCAUUUGACCAUCCAGCACUCAAGCCACUCAUUUUUGUUCUAACCUUCUUCCAUGGUGUGAUGCAGGAGAGGAGAAAAUACGGAAAAAUUGGCUGGAACAUUCCAUACGAAUUUAAUGACACAGACUUUAGCAUUUCCCUGCAAAUCCUCUGCCUCUACCUCACUAAAGCUCUCACGUCCCGACAAUCAAGGAUCUCUUGGGACAUUCUCAAGUGCCUCAUAGGUGAUGUCGUGUACGGAGGAAGGGUAUUUGAUGAAUACGACAAUCGAGUGGUAUCAUGCUAUAUGAAUGAAUAUUUUGGUAACUUCCUCUUUGACACCUUCCAGCCAUUUCACUUUGCUGAUGACUUUAACGUGCACUACACCUUUCCCAUUUCGGCCACAAAGCAGCAAUUUGUGGAUGUUAUCGAUGGACUUCCACUAAUAACAUCACCAGAACUCCUAGGUCUUCAUACAAAUGCAGAGAUCAAUUACUACGAAGCUUUAAUUGGAGAAAUGCUGGGAAAAAUGAGAAAAUAUCAACCAAGAGAAGUGAUUUUAUGGCAGCACCUUUCGAGUGAUUGGGAUGGAGAUGAAGAAAUUGGAGCUUCUCGGGAGAGGAUUAUUGAAGAUAUUGCCAGUGAUAUUUUGGGAAAAUUGCCAAGGCAGUACGACAUCGAGAAGGUGAAGAAGGCCUAUCAGAUUAACAUAACCGCCACUGGGGUGGUCUUAAUACAAGAACUAGAACUCUUCAAUACCCUCAUAUGCCACAUAAAAGAUCACUUAAUUCUUCUCAAACAGGCACUCGCUGGAGAUGCUGAGAUGGAUGAGGUUUUGGACGAUGUGGUUGAUGCCCUAUUUGCAGGAAGAUUGCCCAAUGAGUGGCGGAAGUAUGCUCCGGAGACAUGCAAAAGACUCGGAGGGUGGAUUGAUCAUCUUCUCAGACGUAAUCAACAGUACAAGUAUUGGUCACUUUCUGGAGAACCUCUUGUAAUGUGGCUUUCAGGACUUCAUGUACCAAGGAGCUAUAUCACUGCCCUAAUUCAGAUUGCUGCCAGGGAGAACAAUUGGCUUCUUGAGCAAUCUACAACAUUCACAAUGGUCACAGAUGUUCUCAUUGAUGACGACAUAGAGGAACGCCCGUCUUGUGGAUGUUACACAAGUGGCUUGUUCCUUGAAGGCGCCAGAUGGGAUCCCAUUCUCAAUUGUCUGGCCAAGUCGAAUCCCAAAGUGCUCAUAGAACAAUUGCCCGUUAUCCUCGUGACACCAAUUGAGGAGCAUCGGGUGAAGUUGCAGAACAUUUUUCAAGCUCCUGUGUACACGACCUCCAACCGCCGGGAUAAACGAGAGCAGGGCUUUGAGUUUCAAGUGGAUUUAAAGACGAACAUUCAUGAGAGUUUCUGGAUUCUUCAGGGUGUUUGUCUUCUUCUGAAUACUGAUUAACUUCUUGUGGUGUCGAUGGAAAAAGUGCAGAGUGCAGAUCUAUUUAUCAAUUUUGCCAUAUAAUAUUUU
Messenger RNA from Phlebotomus papatasi, 13323 nucleotides. RefSeq names its product dynein axonemal heavy chain 10 (gene Dhc98D). The record is from RefSeq and is a predicted model, not a curated record. Gene Ontology annotation, molecular function: minus-end-directed microtubule motor activity; dynein intermediate chain binding; dynein light intermediate chain binding. The transcript has 39 exons. The coding region runs from base 1 to 13254 and encodes 4417 amino acids. Gene Ontology annotation, biological process: microtubule-based movement. Lineage: Eukaryota; Metazoa; Arthropoda; Insecta; Diptera; Psychodidae. Gene Ontology annotation, cellular component: dynein complex.